Molecule: messenger RNA, 517 nt
Organism: [Candida] anglica
Lineage: Eukaryota; Fungi; Ascomycota; Pichiomycetes; Serinales; Debaryomycetaceae
Source: the annotation of a GenBank genome assembly
CUUAUAUCACAUAAAAAUGUCUUUAGUCCACUUGGCAAACUUUGCUGCACAUGUCAAGAACUGUACAAAGGUGAACAUGGCCGCCACGUCGGUACCAUUUCUGAGAUUACAUCUUCAAGUCGCCCUUGGUUUAUACAGAGAAGGGUUCCUUCUGUCGAUUCAAAAGGGAUCAACCAGUGGUCCAGACUUGGCACCUGUUGACAUCACCCCAGACAACAUUUCCACACGUCGUUUAUGGCUCGGUUUGAAGUACAGAAACAACCAACCAGUCAUCAGAGAAUUUGCCUUGGUCCUGAAACCAGGUAGAAAAGUAAACUUGACCAACACCGAAGUCAAGGCAUUGGCAUCUGGUCUUACGGUACGGUUCAUCCGUCCUUUACAACCGCUGGAGUGUAUGUUUAUCAAGACCCCAGAAAAGGAAGUUGUAGAGCUUCAAGAAGCCGCAAAGAGACACUUGAGCGGGAUGGUCUUGUGUCGUGUUAGAUAGAAUGAGAGCCCACCCGUUUGCAUUGUACAU